This is a messenger RNA of Dryobates pubescens (Downy woodpecker), 2233 nucleotides long. It is a transcript of the gene BMP5, whose product is annotated as bone morphogenetic protein 5. Gene Ontology annotation, molecular function: growth factor activity; cytokine activity. Gene Ontology annotation, cellular component: extracellular region. Gene Ontology annotation, biological process: SMAD protein signal transduction. Bases 1 to 1359 code for a protein of 452 amino acids. The record is from RefSeq and is a predicted model, not a curated record. NCBI's taxonomy places the organism in Eukaryota, Metazoa, Chordata, Aves, Piciformes, Picidae. The transcript has 7 exons.
AUGAACCUAACUGCACUCAAAGCUUUCGUGGGCUUGCUCUGGAAUUGCUGGGUUCUGGUGGGUCACGCACAGGGAGGUUUAGGAGACAAUCAUGUCCAUUCAAGUUUUAUUUACAGGAGGCUGCGGAAUCAUGAGAGAAGGGAGAUUCAGAGAGAGAUUCUCUCUAUCCUGGGUUUACCUCACAGACCCAGACCAUUUUCACCAGGAAAGCAGGCUUCUUCUGCACCCCUCUUCAUGCUGGACCUGUAUAAUGCCAUGACAAAUGAAGAGGAUACUGAGGAGCUGGAGUAUUCACUGAAGGGAUCAAUGGCAGGGGAGAGCAGAGGGAUACGGAAAGGAUACCCUGCCUCUCCAAAUGGAUAUGCACGGAAAAUACAAUUAUCUCGCAUGACCCCCCUGACCACACAGAAUCCGCCCUUAGCCAGCCUGCACGACACCAACUUUCUGAAUGAUGCUGACAUGGUCAUGAGCUUUGUCAAUUUAGUUGAAAGGGACAAGGACUUCUCCCACCAGCGAAGGCACUACAAAGAGUUUCGCUUUGACCUUACUCAGAUCCCGCAUGGAGAGGCAGUGACCGCAGCUGAAUUCCGCAUAUACAAAGAUCGAAGCAACAGCCGCUUCGAGAAUGAAACCAUUCAGAUCAGCAUAUAUCAGAUCAUCAAGGAGUAUCCAAACAGGGAUGCAGAUCUGUUCCUCCUAGACACAAGAAAGGCUCAAGCUUCUGAUGUAGGCUGGUUUGUGUUUGACAUUACUGUGACCAGCAACCACUGGGUGAUUAAUCCACAGAACAAUCUGGGCUUGCAACUCUGCGUUGAAACUGAGGACGGUCGAAGUAUCAAUGUUAAAUCUGCUGGCCUGAUUGGAAGGCAUGGGCCUCAGUCAAAGCAGCCAUUCAUGGUUGCAUUCUUCAAGGCAAGCGAAGUGCUUUUCCGUUCUGUCCGAGCAGCCAACAAAAGGAAAAAUCAAAACCGCAACAAAUCCAGUAGUCAUCAGGAAUCCUCUAGAAUGCCAAGUAUCGGGGAUUAUAAUACAAGCGAGCAAAAGCAAGCCUGUAAGAAACAUGAACUUUAUGUGAGCUUCCGAGACUUAGGAUGGCAGGACUGGAUUAUUGCACCGGAGGGCUAUGCUGCGUUUUACUGCGAUGGAGAGUGUUCUUUCCCUCUCAAUGCCCACAUGAAUGCAACAAACCAUGCCAUUGUUCAGACUCUGGUUCACUUGAUGUUCCCUGAUCAUGUACCAAAGCCAUGCUGUGCACCAACAAAACUGAACGCAAUCUCCGUGCUCUACUUUGAUGACAGUUCCAAUGUCAUUUUAAAAAAAUACAGAAAUAUGGUGGUGCGUUCAUGUGGCUGCCACUAAAAUAAAAAAUAAGUUAAUCUAAAGCACAGGGUUUUAUUCAGAGUUGUAAUAAAGUCAAGAUAUGAGACUUGCUGAUGAAAAGGCAAUCCUAAAUUUAUUCCAUUUCAUGUCAUCUCUCAUUUAAAUGUACAGUAUAAUGUAUAUAGUAGCUUUUAUUUAUUUAAAAGUAUAUCAUUUCUUUUGUAUGAACAAAAUUCCAAACCCAUUUAUUUUAUGGGUCACUUCACUAUGCAGUAGAAAUUCACUAAUUUUCCAAUUGACCAUAAUGGAAUCCAUUUCAUUCCACUUCAAUAUUUUAAAGUACAGUCUUUGUAGAGAAAUUUUUAAAGGUAGAAACUCCAGAACUUCUGUAACUGCUUUGUAUUGUUAAAGGAACUAAAAAUUUGGUCACAUUGUGCCAAUGAAAACUGUGGUGGGGUAUUUACUUAGAGAAAGGCACAGAAAAAAAAACUAAACAAAACUGCUUGUCUAAACAUAUUUUUUCUUUCAGAUGUUCUGCUCCAUUAGAAAAAGUGAAACGUUGAACAGUGCUUAAGUAAAUAAAUAGUAGAUAGAAAAUAGAGGUGAAAAGAUUGCACAUAAUUGUUCUAUUUUCUUUAACAAGAUGAGUGUAACUGGAGGAGUAUGUUACUUCUUGGCUUGUGGGCUGCAGUUUGCAAAAGGCUCAAAGCUUUGGGAAUUCUGUGCAGACAGACUCUUGCCUCUAUCUGUGACUUUCCAAGUUAAGACUAAAAAUUGAACUACAACAUUCUUACCUCAAACCACAUCAGUUUAUUAUCCACUAUAUUGCUCCAGAAAAUGUCUUAACAAUUACAGCACAAGGUAAAAUCAAACAAAGAAACCCACGCAAGCCUUCCCAUUAUAUACAGGAGCU